GAGCCACCCGGCCCUGGACUCUGCCCUGGACGCCCUACCUAACUGAGCCCUAGCUGCCCACAGUCUCCAAACUUCACCAGCUGGGGACAGACCCUGGGCUUAUCCCCGGAUCUGCCUGAGCUGCAGCAGGCGGGGCGUGCGCUGAACGCCCUCCCAAGGAUUCCAUCUUCAUCCUUUUUCCUGCCUUGCACUUCAGGAGUUAAUGUGGAAGCAUUCCUCAUGCUUGUUGUGGAUCCACCAGGAGGAAGAACUCGAUAAGCACUGAGCUGUGAGCAUCUUCCAAUUCUUUCGCUCAAGUUCAUUUCUGUUGUUAAGAUUGACAGGAGGAAGUUCAUACUGUCAACACCAGAACUCACAAUGACAACUGUAACGGUGACCACAGAAGUCCCCCCAAGAGGUAAGACAGAAGGCAACUCUGUCUCGUAUGGACCGUCGUCAGCUCACAUUAUUGAAGAAACUGAGUAUGUGAAAAAGAUUCGAACUACCCUGGAAAAGGUCCGAAAUCACAUGUUUAAAGAUGAAGAAGAACAUAGCAAUGCAAAUUACAAACUACAUGCAGAGCAAUCUGGAAACUUUCGGAAUGGCUCAGAUUCCACAACAGACCCCAACUCUUUGGAUUUGCUCAUGGAAAACAUGAGAAGAAAAGACCAGCAGCUUCUAGAAAUGAACAGGGAGAAUGAAAUGCUGAAAAUAAAGCUGGAAGCUUCCCGAGAAGCAGGAGCAGCAGCUUUGAGAAAUGUGGCCCAGAGAUUAUUUGAAAACUACCAAAUGCAUUCUGAAGACAUGAAGAAAAAGCAGGAGGACAGUAAACGCUUACUCCAGAUCAACAGUCUUGAAAAAGAGCAGAUGUUAAAGCAACGUGCUGAAAAUCUGAGUCAACUUUCAGAAAAACUUGAAGAAAAACAUGGUCAAAUCAUAGGACUAGAGAACCGUGUACAGAGGAUGGAAAACGAAAAGAAAACACUCCUAGAGAGAAAAUUGUGUUUGGAAAGCAAGCUGCUGCAACUCAAGUCCAAUGAUGCACAAUCGAAAAGUUGCCAGGAUCUUCAAACAGAGAUUUCCAUCCUCCAGGAGCAGAUAUGUCAUCUGCAGUUCGUGAUCCACUCCCAGCACCAGAGCCUGCACAGCAUCAUCGAGGAGAUGGAAGGAUUAAAAAAUACUUUAAAGGAACAAGAUAAAAACAUCGAAAAUUUGAAAGAAAAGGUCAAUAAACUUGAAGCUCAGAAUAAGGAACUAAAAACCAAGGUGGCACAUUGGAGUGAAACUCCUAAGACAUCAGUAUCUAAGGCUGUCUCUACAAGCGAAUUGAAGCCUGAAGUUGCCUCUCCCUAUCUGAUGUUGAUCAGGCUACGGAAGUGAACAAGCGGGAUGAAGUUCUUCUGAUGGAGAAGGACUAUGCGGAUCUUAUUUAUUCCUUGAAAUGCAGUUUCAGCUUCCAAGUUAAAAUGACAUCAUGCCAGUGUUUAUUUAAAUGUAACUUAUUAUACGUCAAUAAAAUUAUAGGAAGGUGAUUUUCCAGGAAGUUCAACAAAUGUCUACUGGAGAGAAGAAACUUUUUUUUUCUGUUUUAUAACUUAAAAGGCCAAGAAACCAGGUGCUUUCCUGUGAUGGAAGAUGAAUUCUGCUUUAAACUAAAAAAAAUGUGAAUCCAUAUCCUCAGAUAUUUUCCCAAAGGGACUCAUUUAAGGUUUCCAGAUUUGAGCUUUGACAGCGAUUUUUAUAUGUAUAAGUGAAAGGAAGUAUGUAAAUAUGUAUGAAUGAAUGGCAUAUUUAAAUUUGGCCUUUAGAUAAUAAACAUCUUACUAUGA
Mesocricetus auratus (golden hamster) is the source of this 1808-nucleotide messenger RNA. It is a transcript of the gene Ccdc68, whose product is annotated as coiled-coil domain containing 68. Gene Ontology annotation, biological process: intracellular signal transduction. Bases 358 to 1359 code for a protein of 333 amino acids. The transcript is spliced from 12 exons. The record is from RefSeq and is a predicted model, not a curated record. Lineage: Eukaryota; Metazoa; Chordata; Mammalia; Rodentia; Cricetidae. Gene Ontology annotation, cellular component: intracellular anatomical structure.